Theobroma umbraticum is the source of this 1493-nucleotide messenger RNA. RefSeq lists its product as uncharacterized. The record is from RefSeq and is a predicted model, not a curated record. Gene Ontology annotation, molecular function: S-adenosylmethionine-dependent methyltransferase activity. Lineage: Eukaryota; Viridiplantae; Streptophyta; Magnoliopsida; Malvales; Malvaceae.
ACUUUUAGCAAGUCAGUUCUUUAACCAACUCCCCCAACUGAAAACACUGCCACUAAUUCUAAAACGAAGAUGUUACAAACGGUUCUCCUCCAUCAAUCUCCUAGUUCCCACCUUCAGCCUCUUGCCUCCUCCUUAAAAUCUACCCAGAAGAACUGCUCGGUUGCUGCAGCUCCUCUUCCUCACAAACAGGUGUUACCUCCACCCAGAUUCUGUUCCUGUGGAAGAAGGCAUUUCAUUGAAGCUGCCACCGCAGCUUUUCUUCCAGUUUGCUCCUCCUAUGCCUCUAGUUUACACUCUGAUAAUUACUUGGCUUUGCUGAACAGGAUUCACCCUCCAAGGCCGGAUUGGUACGAGGAGUUCUAUGCCUCGGUCAUGGACUCGAGCAUGAAAUCUUAUGAGGCAGAGGUUGCAGGUUACAAGUCACAGCUCUUUGGGGAACUAAGGGGAAAGGCCAAAAGGGUACUGGAAAUUGGCAUUGGCACAGGCCCUAAUCUUGAGUACUAUGCUGAUAAUAGUGAGGUCCAAGUUUUUGGUGUGGAUCCUAACAGGAAGAUGGAGAAGUAUGCUCGGGCAUCAGCAGCAGCCGUUGGUUUACCACCGAUGAAUUUUCAUUUCAUAGAAGCUGUUGCAGAGGCUGUUCCACUUGAUGAUGCUUCUGUUGAUGCAGUUGUUGGGACACUUGUAUUAUGCUCUGUCAAAGAUGUAAAUAUGGCACUAAAAGAGGUGAAGAGGGUGCUGAAACCAGGAGGCCUUUUCCUGUUUGUCGAACACGUGGCUGCCAAAGAUGGAACAAUUCUAAAGCUCUUGCAGAGUGCUCUCGACCCUUUGCAACAGAUAGUUGCUGAUGGAUGUCACUUUACCAGAGAAACGGGGAAGUACAUAUCCGCAGCAGGGUUUUCGAGUUUGGAACUAAGCAUGACCUCCUUGUCCAAUGCUCCCUGCUCACUAAUAAGUCCACAUGUUUAUGGAGUAGCUUGUAACUAAAAAAACCGGCACUUGAUCAAACUCACCAGGUAUCAAUCAAGUGAUGCUUGCUUCUCAGCAACUUCAACAACAAAAACUGCAGCUUUUGAUUGGUUUUAACUCAUGAUGAUCCUCCUUUUCAAGUGCCCAAAUUGGAUUGUACAUCUGGCUUGAAAGCAUUCCCUCCCAUUACACCCAGUUUGUAACUCUUGUACCUCUUCUGCAUAUGAAUCUGAUGAUUCAUAAAGAUUAAGCUGAGCUUAAUUCCAAAGGAUUGGGUUGUCAGGGAUGAGAUCUUACAUAGUCUUCAUCCCUCCUUCUGUCCUUUCCCAAUCCAAUCCCCAUAUGCCAAAACAUGUCCUGCAGUGGGCAGACGCAGGCAGUGAAAACAUUUGGGGGCAAAUAUAUAAUUAGAUAAAACAUGUGGGAACAUUUUGUGGCUUUGCCAAAAGAGUCUUGUUGUUAUUGACAUUAAAUAAGGCUAACCAGCCAAUGCAAAAGAAUAUUAUGAUGAAAUAUACUUUAAAGUA